Myxozyma melibiosi is the source of this 2374-nucleotide messenger RNA. RefSeq names its product major facilitator superfamily-domain-containing protein. Gene Ontology annotation, biological process: transmembrane transport. The record is from RefSeq and is a predicted model, not a curated record. Bases 427 to 2307 code for a protein of 626 amino acids. NCBI's taxonomy places the organism in Eukaryota, Fungi, Ascomycota, Lipomycetes, Lipomycetales, Lipomycetaceae. The transcript is spliced from 2 exons. Gene Ontology annotation, cellular component: membrane. Gene Ontology annotation, molecular function: transmembrane transporter activity.
CUUUGAUAUCUCCUUUCCACCAGUUACCACCACAAUAAUCACCAAGUCAAUGGUACAUUUGUAUUCAUUGUCAUUGUCAUUAUCUACUUUACACACUAAACACUACAUACACCACCCACUCCACUAAUCACUUCUCUUUAGCAGACACCCCAAUUCCGACCGACCGCGGAACCUGCCGCGGAACUGCCGAGCAUCUUCAUCCACAAUAAAACCCUGCCAAUAAACUCGUAAGCGAACUGCUAUUUUGGCGACAGCGAACAGCGCGCACCGACCAUCCGCACCUUCUUUGUCGCCUCCGCCAAGUCAGUUAGUUAGUCGGAAAGGAAAGGGAAGGGCGAGGACCCCACAUCCUCGGUUUUUCUUCUCUUCUUCUCUUCCUCUAUUCUUUUCAUCUCUGGUUCUAAGAGCCAUGCUGCGCUGAUACACAUGCCUCCCCCUGAUCCGCACCCGUCCGCCGCCGCGUCCCUGUCCGCUAUCGACCUGGCGGCCGCCGACGACGACGCGGGCGCGCCUCUCCCGCUCACCACCAUCGUCAAACCCGAGCCCGCGGAAGAAAUCGAAGACCAGGGCGCCGCCUCCGUCAACAGGCUCAUCGUCGACGACCGCGAAGCCCGGCCGCCCGUCUUCCGCUCUCUGUUUUCAGAGUGCGUGUUCGCGCUCACCCUCAGCUUCGUGCCGAUGAUGAACGCAGGCAACCAGGGCGCGCUGCAACUCGCGCUGCCCCACGUCGCCAUGACGUUCAACAUCGACGGCUCGCAGCUGUCGUGGACAAUCACGUCCUACUCCCUCGUCGCGGGAUCCAUGCUGCUUCUCAUGGCGCGGCUCGCAGACAUCCUCGGCCGCAAGCGCACGCUCGUCAUCGCUGUCGGAUGGUACACCGUGCUCUCGCUCAUCAUGGGCUUCGUCAAGUCCCACAUCCCAUUCGACGUCCUGCGCGGCCUGCAAGCGAUCGGCGGCGCGGCCGCCCCUCCUGCAGCAGUAGGCAUCAUCGGCGUGCUGUACCCGCCCAGCAAGCGCAAGAACAGGGUGAUGGCGACCUACGCGGCCGGCGCGCCGGUAGGUUAUGUCUUUGGCGUGAUUGCGUCUGGUAUAUCGACGCAGUACCUCGGCUGGCGCGCUGUUCUAUUCUUCUUUGCGAUUCUCUACGCGAUCGUCGGCACGCUCAUAGUUCUGCUCGUCCCGUCGGAUAAGAUGCUCUACGAGCUCUCGAAUCAAAUCGUAAAGGCCGCGGGCGGCACGAACUUUGUCGCCGUCGAGCGCGACUGGCGGACGUGUUUGAAGCUGUUAAGGAAGCUUGAUCUCGCGGGCGCGGGGCUGUCGAUCGCGGGGCUGACGUGUAUUGUCUUUGCGCUGUCGGAGUCGAGCGCGGCGUCGAACGGGUGGGCGACGCCGUAUAUUAUCGUGCUGCUGAUCGUCGGCGUCUUGAUCUGUGUUGUGUUUGUGUAUUGGGAGAAUUUUGUGGACGAGCCGCUUAUGCCGAUGUAUAUCUGGAAGUUUCCCGGGUUUGCUUUGUGCAUGGCGGCGGUUACAUGUGGAUGGCUUGUGUUCCAAGGCGUGCUGAUGUACUACUCCUCCCUCUUCUUCCAAAACAUCCUCGGCUACAGCGCGAUCCGCACCACGGCCGCGAUGCUCCCGCAGGCAGUGAUGGGCAUCCUCGUCAACCUCUUCAUCGCGACGAACCUGCACCGCGUCCCCGGCCGGUACCUGAUGCAAAUCUCGAUGGUCUCGUUCCUGACCGCCUCGCUGCUGUGGGCCCUGCGCCCGAUCCACAUCACGUACUGGGCCAUGACUUUUCCCGCGCUGUGCAUCGUCAUGAUCGGCGCCGACGUGGCCUUCAACGUCGUCAACCACGUCACGCUCGCGAGCGUGCCGCCGCAGCUAAAGUCGACCGCGGCAGGCACUUUCCAGGUCAUCGUCCAGCUCGCGAGCUCGAUCGGCGUGGGGGUCUCGACCGCGAUCGUGACCUCGCAGAUCGGCAACGACAUUGACAAUCAGGCGCCCGAGGUGCUGCUGCGGGGCUAUCGGUGCGCGUUUUACUUUGCGGUCGGGUGCAGUGCGCUCGGGCUCGUGCUGUCGGUGUUUAUCAAGAUUGGCACGCAGGGCGACGAGGCGUCGGCGGAUCAGGAGAAGAUCGCGGUGUUGAUGGCGGAGCAGCAGAUGAAGAGUAGCAGGAAGAAAGCAAAGAGGGGUGGGGAGGAUGUGGCGGGGGAGAGUGCAGAGGUUGAGAAGACUGCGGGGCAGGUUGAGGCCGCGUCUGUUUCUGCGCCGGGUGGAGAUCAAGAUGAAGAGCAUAGGAGGGAUUCAUGAGGCAUUUGGAAUUCUAGAGGUUUUUAUUUUAGUUAUGGCGUAUUGCAUUUAGACUGUGUUUUGCUGA